Molecule: messenger RNA, 3105 nt
Organism: Cololabis saira (Pacific saury)
Lineage: Eukaryota; Metazoa; Chordata; Actinopteri; Beloniformes; Belonidae
Product: transmembrane protein 238-like
Exons: 2
Coding region: 55-528 (157 amino acids)
Source: RefSeq, a predicted model, not a curated record
UGAAAGAGCCAUGAAGCCGCAUCCACCAGCUCCACCCGCUCCAUCCCCGCUGUGAUGGAGCCGCUGCGGUGUGUGGGCGGCUGCCUGCCGCUCCUCCUGGCCGCCGUGGGCCUGGACCUGGCCGGCCUGGUGCUGCUGUUCCUGGGCAUCUUCGCCGACCUGCGGCUGGACGGCCGGUUCUACGGAGACUUCCUCAUCUACACCGGCGCGCUGCUCGUCUUCUUCAGCCUGGCCUGCUGGCUCAUGUGGUACGUGGGCAACGUCCGCGCGUCGGAGCGCGACGUGCCGCGCAAGAGGAGCAGCUUCGCGCUGCUGGCCAGGAAGCUGUCGGAGCGGCUGUCGGAGCGGCUGAGCCGCUCGCUGCGGCGCGACGACGCCGGGGCCAAGUGCGCCCAGCCGGGCGAGGACGGCGCGCAGCCAGGCAAGUCCGGCAAGGUGACGUGGGGCAAGUCCACGGCCUACUACAACCAGGGAUACGACGGGACACCGGACUCUCCAGAGGUGGAGAAGAAGUCCAGCUACACCUGAACCUUGUUCCUCUGGAUCCACGACCGUAACAGAAUCAGAAUCAUGUGUAUUUGGCCAAGUCAGGUCAGACAAGACAUGGAACUUGACUCGGUUAUUUGACUGAUUAUUUGGUUAUUUCAGGCGUCUUCAACCUUUUUUAGCCCUUGGAUGAGAGAAAAACAGAGCAGGGACCCCCACUUGUAAUUCUUACUUUUUCCCUUUUUUUUUUUUAAUGUGUCAAGUUUUAAGCCUGGCUUAUAAUAACUUUUAAAUGUGUUUUAUUCUGCUUAUAUCACCUUAUUAACCAAUUCCUGACUGGGUUAUUAGCUACAUGUGUUUGUGGUUGAUGAAACUUUGGCCUCGUCAGACGUGGAAGGAGUAACGUUAGGCCGAGCUGGAACGUUUCCAUCUCCAGCUUUAGGCUUCGUUAUUGUCACUAAUUUAUCCAUCAGGUCUAACUAGCGUUAAAUAUGAAAUAGCCAAGUCAAUUUUGCAAUUAAUUUUCUGUUCUUAAACAGCUAGCUAGCUCGUUUUUCCGCUCUAAAGUUGACAUUAGUCACAUGACUCACGUCAUGGGAAUCAUUUAUGUAGAGUUGUAGACUAAGACCCCGUCCACACGUAGCCGGGUAUCUGCUAAACCGAAGAUAUUUUCCUACGUUUGGACCUGUCAUCCACAUGAAAACGCAAAUAAAUUAAUCUUUAAAAAAACUCCGGGCAAAGUGAAGAUUUUUGAAAACUCUGUUUAUGUAUAUGCGCGUAGACAGAAACAACCGCAGUUUUGCGUUUUCGAACGUCACAUUAUGCGCCAAAACAACAACAAAUCUGCUCUGACGUGCGACUUUUGUUCACUACAGAACUACAGAUGAUCCACCAUCUGUUCUCCAAGCUAUUUAUUAAAUAAAUGGUCUCUGCUUUUGACCACCGCUUACUGCGUUACACCGACACAGAGGCUACGCCGUAGGGUACGCGGCGACGCGCUCCCUACGCCGUACCCUACGCCGUACCCUACGGCGUAGGGCUGCGUCGGUGUAACGCGGCAGCUCCGUGGCGGGACACGGGGGGACUUGGGUUCGUUUACCGAGAAGGAGACGCGGCUGUGGAGGCGCAGCUUCCCCGGGAGCCGCAGAUGAUCUACAGGUUAGAAUGCUUAUGAAUGUGGUCGAAAACGCAGAUCUUCGGUUAUGUGUGGAAGGGUUUUUUUUUUUAAACGAUGUAAUGUGGAUACAAAUUAUUUUAUAAACGGAGGGGGGAAAUAUUCGGUUUUAAAAAUACCCGGCUACAUGUGGACGGGGUAUCUAUUGUCAAAAGCAGAUUAUUAUCGCCUGUUAUUGGAGUUUUCUCAAUCAAAUAUAUAUAUAAACUUCCAAAUUUGCAAGAAAAACCCCCCCCUAAUUUGUGACGUUAAACUUGCAAAUGAACCAGAGAAAACUCACAGGAAACCCCAUAAAUGUACAAACCUGCGGUGCCGGAUGGACGGAGUUGAUGUGAGGUUAAAUGUAUGUGUCUCACAGAGAAUACUACAGAUGACACGUCAUUUAUUACCAAAGGUACAAUCACGUGAAAUAAACCCUGAAUUUGAACUUUUCUGCAAGACAAUAGUCAGAAUUUCUGAAAAAAUUCAGAAAAUUCAAAAUUUCAGAUUUCAUAAACUUCCAAAUUUGCAAGAAGAAAAAAGAGAAAACCCAUCAUUUGUGACCUUAAAACAUGCAAAUGAACCGGAGAAAACUCAAAAUUUCUGACUUCAUAAACUUGAAUGUUUCCAGAAACCUCAUAAAUGUAAAAACCUGCGAUGCUGGAUGGACGGGGUAGAUGUGAGGUGUAAUUUAUAUGUCUAACAGAGAAUACUAUAUGACAUUUGUUUAUUGAUGCUUGGAGCGGCGGGGGAGGGGGGGCAUAGUGGCUACGGGGUCCAAUCCUUUUCAAUAAUCUAUUUAUAAAAUAGCAGUUCAAAUGUGUUUAGCAGCUUCAUCAGCCAACCGGACUGAGAACGGCCCUCUUGUUGUGUCGUCUGCCCUCUCACCCGAUUCACCUGGAUACUCCUCGUUGCACAUUUCCCGGAGAGAACCACAACUGCACAGUUUGAGCCUCCUUGGUCAAAUAUUUCAAACAAAAGCUCUCGGGUCCGACCCGGAACCACCGGCCGUCGCUGGAAAAGUUCUGAAAGUUUGGCCCUGCAGGCAGUACUCGAGUUGUAAAAUAAAUUCAGGGGGGAUGGUGGAUUUUAUCAUAUGGGGACAGAUAAUUUGUGCUGAUUACAAAUAAUAUAAUAUAUUACAAAUAAUAGCAGUGACCAAAACACCUGCAGAAAUACUGCAGGAAUGACAUAGCAGCAGUUAAAUGCAGCCUUCUGUAAGCUUUAAAUAUCCACUGGGCUUACAUCAAAUACAUCAAAACACCACAAUAAAAAACACUUUUCUGAACUUAUCAAUAUGACUCUGUCCUUCACAGGAUAAGUAAAAUGGAUCACUGCAAAAACUCAAAAUCUUAACAAGAAUAUUUGUCUUAUUUCUAGUUAAAAUGUCUCACUUUAGUAAAAAAAAUCUCAUUACACUUAAAACAAGACUCAUCACUGGAAAAAAACAACAAUUUUCACCUGUU